This is a messenger RNA of Phlebotomus papatasi, 2639 nucleotides long. RefSeq names its product putative GPI-anchor transamidase (gene PIG-K). Gene Ontology annotation, biological process: attachment of GPI anchor to protein; proteolysis; protein localization to cell surface. The record is from RefSeq and is a predicted model, not a curated record. Gene Ontology annotation, molecular function: GPI-anchor transamidase activity. Lineage: Eukaryota; Metazoa; Arthropoda; Insecta; Diptera; Psychodidae. The coding region runs from base 56 to 1099 and encodes 347 amino acids. Gene Ontology annotation, cellular component: GPI-anchor transamidase complex. The transcript is spliced from 3 exons.
AACACCAACAUAACCUCAAAUCACGGAAUUGGGAAUUCCCCAGUCAAGAUUCAAGAUGAUUUUCCCAUUCAUCCAAAUAUUGCUAUUUUCCUUCCUGACCACAGUAUUUUCCAGUGAAAUCCAGUUGCCGGAGAAAUUUGUCCAAAGCGAUUCGCAUACAAACAACUGGGCAGUUCUGGUGGAUACCUCGAGAUUCUGGUUCAAUUACAGGCAUGUGGCCAAUGUUCUGUCAAUCUACCGUUCAGUCAAGAGACUGGGCAUCCCAGACAGUCAGAUAAUCCUCAUGAUAGCCGACGACAUGGCAUGCAAUCCGAGAAAUCCUCGUCCAGCCACUGUCUUCAAUAAUGCCAAUCAGCACAUCAAUGUUUACGGAGACGACGUUGAGGUGGAUUACAGAGGCUAUGAGGUGACCGUGGAGAACUUUGUAAGACUCCUGACUGGAAGGAAUAAGAAUGGCACAACGAGAUCCAAAAAACUCCUCACAGAUCCCGGAAGCAACGUUCUAAUCUACCUCACAGGACACGGAGGCGAUGGCUUUCUCAAGUUUCAAGAUUCAGAGGAGAUUACCAGCCAAGAACUUGCCGAUGCCAUUGAGCAGAUGUGGCAGAAACAGAGAUACAAUGAACUUUUCUUCAUGAUAGACACCUGCCAGGCAGCUUCCAUGUAUGAAAAGUUUUACUCCCCAAACAUCCUUGCUGUUGCCAGCAGUUUAGUCGGCGAGGAUUCUCUCUCUCAUCACGUUGAUCCGGCCAUUGGAGUUUACAUUAUCGACAGAUACACUUACUACGCCCUGGAAUUCCUUGAAAAAGUCACACCGGACAGCAAAAAAUCCAUGGGGGAGUUCCUUCAAGUAUGCCCAAAGCGAGUUUGCAUCUCAACUGUGGGAAUCCGGAAGGAUUUAUACCCAAAAGAUCCAUACAAAGUUCCAAUUACCAAUUUUUUUGGUUCCAUCCGACAAACGGAAAUUGUCCGGACACGCUUGAAUUUGACUCUGCCUGAGGAACCUGAGGAUACCAAAGAGGAAAAUUCAGUUGAUUCAGAUCCUGUGGAUUACCAGCUGAAUCUAAUAGAACAAUUCCCCGGAAAAUUAUUCCAAUAAAAACAAAAACAUAACCUAUCUUUUUAAAUUUCACUUUUGCAACUGCAUACGCGUAAUGGGAAAUUUUGGGAAAUUUUGAGCAGUUCAGCCGGGUCAACGGGAAGUUUUGAAUACGAAAAAUUGCAGCAGACCGGUUUGUGACAAAAAAGCCAAUUUUUCUCGCCAAAUCUUUUUGGUAGAUUUUCACGAAAUGGAGCAGUAUCAGGCGUUAAAUCGCCAAUUGAUCCUCAAGGUGACAGAAUUAAAAGCUGAAUCAAGUAAUUUGAGAGAAAUAGUGGUGAGCCAAAAGGCAGAAAUCAUGAGGAUUAGUGAAGAAAGUGCGAGAUUUAGGAAGAGCGUCGUGGAGAAAUUCACAAAGAUCUCAGAGACAAUGCAGGAUUUGGCAUUGGAGAUUUUCGGAGAGACUCCUGGGAAGAGUCUUGAGCAAGAAAUAUCGAAGGUGAGGCACUCAACAGUCACCAAUUCCAUGGCAAUGUCCACAAUUCACAGUCCGGAUCGCGUCAACAAUGUCAAUAUUAGACGCCGGAACUCAAGAUGCCACAGUCUGGGAACAAUAAUCCCUCCGCCAGUUGCCACAGAUGAACUCGAUGUGGAGAACAUGGACCUGGAUGGCAUGCAAGAGUGGCUGAAGGAGGAGAAUUCUAGAAAGACUGAAUCAGAAGAUGAAAAUGUGUCUUCUGCAAAGGAUUUUGCAGUUAAUGUGAAUUUUGAGCGAAGGUCUGGAAGAUCACGGCAUCCGGAAAAGCUCAGUCCUGUGCGUCCUGUGCCAUUGGCUAAAGCAGAUCGUUUAUCAGUUAGAGACAUGGACGUAGAGAAUAGCCAGGAUAGCUUGAAGACGACUUCUAAGGAAGAUCAGGAAAAUGAAGAUCCUUCCGCUCUUGGAGACGAACAACCACUUCCACUAAUUGAAGAACAUUCCCUCCAAGAAGAGGAACAGCCGGACGAGCCUUGCCGCAGACUCAUGUCAACAAUUGCCGAAGAAAACUCCAAGAAUGUUUCAUCAUUGCAAAUGAGCUCUCACAGCUCCCUCGUGACUGUUCUUAAAUUUGCUUCAAGCACUCCACACAGUAAUUUGGCAUCCAGGGAAACCACCCAAAUGGAGGAGUCACCAAUAGCAUUUCCCAAGAAAGAUGAAAAGGAUGAAAGAUGCCGUUUGGCAAAUAUAUCUGUGAGAAAAAAGAUUUUUACAAAUAAGUCUCCUGACACCAAGAAUUCUCCCUGUCCAGUUCCUCUUGAGCCAUCAGUAAAUACUACUGAAGCUGCAUCCAAAUCUAAGCCAAAGAAGAAAUACAAGAGAGUAAAGCUGGCAGAUAAAACAAAUAUAGUUCAAGAUCCAGACUACCCAAUUCCAAUUAAAGUAGAGAAUCUUGAGGAAAUCCCAAUGACUAGACCCAAAAGGAAAGCAGCACCAACUAAUCUCAAGGAACCGGAUGUCAACACAAAAUUGCGACGACAUUAGAUUAUUCUGGGGGAAGAAUUCUUCAGCAUUUUAUUUAAUUAUUGUGUGAAUUUGUUCAUUAAAUUUUAUUUUUCAUCCUAA